AUGGAUCUUAGAAAUGAAGAUGUUGAAGAAUUAUGUAUUCCCAUGGAAUUUCUGGCAAGAUUAUACCAGCCUUCGUCACGGAGACCUGUGGCCUUUUCACCAAGUGCCGAGAUGGGACUUACAGAUAUAGAAAUGUCCCAUAAUAUGGAUUAUGAUGACCCAUAUUUUGAUGAUAGAAAUUACGAAAUGGAAUAUGAGGAAAUUAUUUUAACAAGGACAUCAUCAGAAGAAAAAUUAGGAUUAACUUUAUGUUAUGGUUCUUUAGAAGAUGAAAUUACAGAUAUAUUUAUUAGUGAGGUUGAUCAAUGUAGUAUAGCUGGUAAUGAUGGUAGAAUACGAGAAGGCGAUCAGUUAUUACAGAUUAAUAAUGUUGAUGUUCACUGUCGAGAUCAAGCUAUUAAAUUAUUUGCUGAACAAGGUUCUGAUAUAUCAUUAAUAGUAGCACGACCUCACUUACAGUGUGAAGAUGCCUUCAUGGAGAAUAUGGUAUUGGAUGAUUUACAUAUGGAUUUAUUAGAAAAACAACAUCAUGAUAAUAUGCAGUUUAUGGCAUCCAUGUUAGUCAGGCGCAAUCUUGAUGAAGAAGGUGGUACCACUGAUACUGCUACUACAGAGAACUCUUCUAACAAACAAGAUAAAGAUAGUGGUGUUGGACGUACAGAUGAUAGUAUGAAAAAUGAUGAGAGUUCUGAACAGGAAACUUUUGAUGCUGACUGUGUCACACCACCAACUAAAAUGAAAUUUCGAAAUGUUGUUGGUGAACAUCACCAUAGUAAUGAAAGUUUUACAUCCAAUGAUCCUGAAUAUGUAAAUAAUGAAAUAUCUGCUGAAGCUUGCGAUAAAUUUCGUCAGGUUCUGGAGAAUAGGUGUGGUAGCAGUAGUUCUGAAAAUUCACCAAGAAAACAGUGCUUACGGAAAGAUUCCGAGAGUAGUCUUGAGCGUGAAUUAUCUAUGUUAAAUCAAGAAAUGGAAGAGAUUCAGUUUGAAUGUCAGGAGAUUGUUCAUGCACAUCUGAAAGAACAAACUAAAUUCAUAAAACAAGACACUCAGAAAUCACCGCGUAUUGUACCUAGAAUGGGUACUCGUUUAGAUUACAUGAAACAGAUGCAGGCUAUGGACUUGUCUGAUUUCUGGAUUCGUCGUGGGGAGUUAUCAAAUAUGAGAAUGGGACAACAAAUAAAUCGUCCGAUGACUGACAAGGAAAAAGACACAUCGACAACUAGUGCUUAUAAUACUGCUGAAAGUUGUCGUAGUACACCGCUUACCCUGGAAUUGAAUCAAGCUAGUGAUGAAGGAGAAAAGGGAUUUAAAAAUUCUAUGUUGUGUUUAGCUGUGAAUGUUCCUUCAUCAAGUGAUACUGAAAAACAAACUCAAACUCCAACUAAACCACGUGAUUACUCUAGUGAUGAUAGUGGACAUGGUCUGGGAACCCUUCCUAAUCCUAAAGUAUGUGUUAAAGACAGUAAGAUGCCAGAGAAGGUGUCUAUGGGCGAAUCAUUACAAGAUUUAUACAUGCAGUAUGCUGAUGUCAU
Lottia gigantea (owl limpet) is the source of this 1532-nucleotide messenger RNA. RefSeq lists its product as hypothetical. The record is from RefSeq and is a predicted model, not a curated record. The transcript has 7 exons. Gene Ontology annotation, molecular function: protein binding. The annotation marks the transcript as partial. NCBI's taxonomy places the organism in Eukaryota, Metazoa, Mollusca, Gastropoda, Lottiidae.